GGUCUGAGUAGCGCUUAGCUGCUUGCCUACUUCGCUACUUAGCUUCCUAAUUUCUACAAACAAAAAAUGCAAGCGUUUCGAAGAAUCGCAACCUCUAUCUCACUAUCAAAACCCAAGCAAUUAAACGCACCGUCCUUCACCGUUGCCGCCAAACCCUAUCUCAAAAUUUCCGACGAACUUCCCGCGGCGAGGUUCUGGUCGUCGGGGCGCCAUUCCGGCAACGGCGAAGAUGAAUGGAACGAGGCGUGGGAGUCAGCGUGGCUUCCGGAGGAUCUCACGCCCAAGUCUCGGGCGCCAUGGGAGACCGACGUUAACUUUGGUUCCCCCUCCACGUCCUUGCGGCAGUCUUCCUCCACCGCCAUUUCCGCCGGCGUUGCGGUGGCGGAAACCGAAGCUCAUGCUGACGCGGAGACGAAGGCGUUCGUGGAGGAGAUGAACGAGAAUUGGGAGGUUAGGAGAAAGAAGGGAUCGAAGGAGAAAGAGAAGGUGCAAAAUGGUGCCGUUUAUAGCGUGGAGAAUAUGAAGAAGGAUUACCGGUUGAGGAAGCAAAGGGUGCACGCUGGGCUGUGGGUUAAGGAGAUUGAGAAGCUCGAGGAGGCUAAGUUGGGGGAUUCCAAUGGCAGCAGCGGCGGCGAUGACAUUCAGAGAUUGCUUGAUAGCUGCUCGGACAUCUUCGACUCCGGCAACAAUGAUCUGAACAACACGGAAGUUCCAACUUCUGAGUUCAAAAACAUGCCUGAUGGAUGGGAAACAAUAUCUAAAUCUCAAGAUGGAAACAUAUGGGAGAUGUCCCAGAGAGAAGAGGAUAUACUUCUCCAGGAAUUUGAGCGUCGAAUUGCUUAUAGCAAGUUUCAGAUCGCUAGUUUUAUCAAGACUCAUAUAUUUAGUCGGAGGAGACCAAUCGAUGGGUGGAAAUAUAUGAUAGAGGUGGUGGGACCAAAUGCUAAGAAAGGGAAGGGUAGUGUCUCUAGGGUUCCCAGUCUAGCUGAUCCCUCUACUCAACCGUUCAAGGAGAAGACCCUUGUUAACAAGAGUUACAUUCCCCUUGAGAGAAGGUAGUAUCAUGUAUUCUCUUUCACUUUCUAUAGGUAUUAUCAUUUAAAUUUUGGCAGAUAAGAGGACAGUUAUAGCAACUUAUCUAUGCUGACAACAGAUAUGCUUCAUGAGUACAUGGUUAAAUGCUCAAAACCCUUCAUGAAGUUAUGCAUUUUCGGUGUAAGUUACCCUACUCUGCGGAUUAUUUGUAAUGCAUCCAAUCUAUUGCAUGUUUGUCUGGCAAUGUUUGCGUCCUAUCCUUGUGUUGGUAAAGUUAGCUUAUUAUCCGUCAGUAGAUAAAUGUUUAAUAUAAUAAGUUAAUAAACUUGCAAGGAAAAAGUUUGUUUGUUUUAGAAAAUGGUUUGCAGAUUAAGGUAUUUGAAUUGAAUAAGAUAUUUAUAAACUACCAAAUGGGAUUUAUGGAGUGAUAUUCAUGAGAAAUGGCAUAUUACUGCUGUUUUUUGAGAUGGGAAUCGACAAAAGAAAGGGUUUUCAAGUAAGUAGUUGUAGAUAUGCUUUGUGAGAAUCAUUGAUACUAGUAAAAACGAUAAAAAGUAUAUGGGUAACAGAGAAGUGAAAAAAGAAGGAAAGGAAUAGUGAUUAGAGAACUGCACUUACAAGCAGUUAAAAUUUUUAAAGUGACACGAUUUACAGACGAAUUUACGUAGCAAUCACCAUUUAAGCAAAAGUGAGUAAUCAUCCAUAUUGAAACCUUGAAUGCAUAUAAAAUAAUAAUUCCAAUUUACUAGACAUUUAUCUUUUAGUGAUGAACUUGACAUGGGUAUCUGACUGCUUUAUCUACAUUUUCCGUUUGAAAAAUUUAAUAUUGCAUGUUAAGAUUGAAAAUCAUGAACAGUAACCAGCAAAAUAAAAAACGGCAGAGUGGCAGAGUGGCAGAAACAAUUUGUACAUCGCUACUCAGUACUCACGGUUGGCAAAAUCAUUGAAUGGAAUCUUGAGGCUAUUUCAAAUGUAAAUGCAUGUUCUAUCAUCUAUGUGGCAUCGACCACUCAGCAAAUGAGUAAAGACCCAGAUAUUUACUCUUUCAACAAAAUAUGCAGACGCAGAAGCUUUCAAAAGAAAUUUAGGAUCUUGAAUUUCACACUUGGGAGCCUAUAACAGUUGAGACUUGAGAGUUGAUAUGCAUAACAUAUUGUUCAUUGCCCAGAACGUGUUGUUCAUUGCCCAGAACGUGAUGAUGACUGGUGAUUGUUCCGUGAUCCCAAAAGCACCAGCACAUGUAAAAUAAUCCAAAAUACUAAUUCAACACCCGGAGAAUGAGAUCGAUAGCCACAACUAUGCUCAAAUAGUAAGAAAUAUGUAGAGUAUAAAAUAUGGGAAACGUGUCAGGUGAAGUAAUGUAACUUUCGUGGCAUUUUAGUACGCCAUGGUUUGUAACCAUUAAGAUUUAAAUUAAAAUAUUUUAAUGGUUAAGAUGAUGUGGAGUUUUUAUGCUGUGAACACAAGUUAUUUAAGGUAUAGUUAUCAAAAUUGAAUCGGACUGACGAAAAACUGAUGAACCAUAAAAAAUAUUAUUCAACGGCCAUUU
This is a messenger RNA of Arachis stenosperma, 2584 nucleotides long. Its product is annotated as protein GAMETE CELL DEFECTIVE 1, mitochondrial-like. The transcript is spliced from 3 exons. The record is from RefSeq and is a predicted model, not a curated record. Bases 67 to 1059 code for a protein of 330 amino acids. NCBI's taxonomy places the organism in Eukaryota, Viridiplantae, Streptophyta, Magnoliopsida, Fabales, Fabaceae.